Molecule: messenger RNA, 507 nt
Organism: Akanthomyces muscarius
Lineage: Eukaryota; Fungi; Ascomycota; Sordariomycetes; Hypocreales; Cordycipitaceae
Exons: 3
Coding region: 1-507 (168 amino acids)
Source: RefSeq, a predicted model, not a curated record
AUGAAGGCGCGCUCCAAAUUCAGUCACCCUCUGGGAGAUUGGCCUCGGACGUUCAGUUGGAAAGCGUCAAUGGCCGUCGGGUCGAGUCGCUCUGGUUCGAAGACGGGUCUUUUGACGCAGCACCAGAACGACAUCACUCGCGCAAAAGAGCUGCCCAACCUAGCUGAGCACUUUAAAAUCAAAGGCGAUCAAAUUCGUCCCCUGGCCGCGGCCCCGUCGCCGCGCGUCCACCCGCCCGAUGACCAAGAUCUGACACCGCGUCUCACCCGACUGCUUGGGCGGUCCGCCGACAGCGGCAACCUCGUCUUUGCCAGGCUGCUGCCGCGCCACCCCGUGCUGCACCGCUUCGCAUCCGUGACCGUCUGGAAGAAGUGGCUUCUGCACCUGAUUGACGGUCUUGGGGCUCUUCACGCGCUCGGCACCGCCCACCGCGACAUCCAAGUAGACAACAUCCUGUUUGCCUACGGUGGGCAGACGCUGUUCCCGUGUGAACUUGAGGGCCGCUAG